Molecule: messenger RNA, 1217 nt
Organism: Vicugna pacos (alpaca)
Lineage: Eukaryota; Metazoa; Chordata; Mammalia; Artiodactyla; Camelidae
Gene: RESP18
Product: regulated endocrine specific protein 18
Cellular component (GO): endoplasmic reticulum
Source: RefSeq, a predicted model, not a curated record
GGGCUGAAUAGGAGUCCGCAGGGGCAGGGCCCGCCAGUGAUUGGCCCAGAUGCCAAGGGAGGGUUGUGCAGAUCCCGUUUCGCUAGCGGGUGGGAAGCCACAGCCCCGCUCAGUCCCUCAGGCAGCUGUCCCUACCUUCUCUGCGACUUAGGUGGGGAGCCAGCGCGCCAAGCCCAGGAGGAUGCAGCGCCUGCUGUGGCCUGGGGGCUCCCGGGGGCUCUGGCUGCUCCUCUGUUUCCUGCUUCUGAACAGCCGCCCAGGGGGCUGCAGCGACAUUGGUGGCCACGAUGGUCAGAGCCAAGUGGGAGUGGGGCAGCUCUGGUCCCUCCAAGGAUUUACUACCCCAGUCUUCCAGCGCUUGCAAGUUUUCUUCCAGCAGAUUGUGCCUCAAGGUUUGUUCUGGAAGGAUGACAUGACCCAGAAUGUGAUGACCCAGAAGAUGGGACACAUUAGCAAACUCCAUCCCCAGGAUCCAUGUGUGAGGGUUGGACAGGCAGCCUUUCCCACCAGAACCACUGGGAUGAGGGGCAAGCAAGAGGAGAAACUUCGACUCUUAUUCCCCAAGAGCCCAAUGGCCAAGGUGAACAAGGAUCAGUGCUUUACCUCCAGAGUGGUUUCAAAGGCCUUGAAACAAGAGGUGGCCAACCCUGUCAAGGGCUUCUUUGAGUCACCCUCCACUGUAGGCCACAACCUUGUCGCUGACUGAGACCUCGUGCAAGCCUCUCUGCCCCAGUGCCCUCCCCAUUGCCCUCCAGGGAGGUAGUUCCAGGAUGAAUCUCCAACAUUAAAGUGGCUUUCAUGCAAACUCUCUGUGACUUGCCCUGAGGCAGGAUGGGUGGGGUUUGGACCUGGCUAGAGUCCUCUAAGUGAGAGAGGCAGGACCUGAACAGGGGGUGGGGUGAGAAGAACACAGCGCCUUGGUAUUGCUCAAAGGCUGCUUUCUGUCCUGUUUUCCUUCCUGAAGUAGGGAAAGUGAGGGUGGGACCAUAGCUAGAAAGGCUAGCCUUCUCUGCCCACAUCUGAUGAUGCUCUAUGAUCCAGUUGCCCACCCAUCCUUCCAUGUCAGACUUGCUUGGAUGGUGCUGUUCUAUGAGGGUCUCCACCUCCAGCAUUACAGCCCCUGCCAAGGCUCUCCCAUUCUUUGUGCUUCCAAGAAUCAACAUAAAAGUGCUGUAAUCAAAGUGUACGCACAUUAAAUGUUUUGCUGACUCUUGCUA